Molecule: messenger RNA, 2694 nt
Organism: Pseudonaja textilis
Lineage: Eukaryota; Metazoa; Chordata; Lepidosauria; Squamata; Elapidae
Source: RefSeq, a predicted model, not a curated record
ACCUUCUCCCCGUGAUGGCGGAGGACAGCGAGUCUGCCGCCAGUCAGCAAAGCCUCGAGCUGGACGAUCAGGACACCUGCGGCAUCGACGGCGACAAUGAGGAGGAGACGGAGCACUCCAAAGGAAGUCCAGGAGGAGAAUUGGGAGCUAAGAAAAAGAAAAAGAAGCAGAAACGAAAAAAGGAGAAAACAAAUUCCAGAGACACCAAAUCAGACUCUGCUUCGGACUCCCAGGAGAUUAAAAAUCAGCAACCUUCAAAAAAUCCAGCCAUUCCAAUGCAGAAGCUGCAAGACAUUCAAAGAGCUAUGGAGUUGCUCUCAGCCUGUCAGGGCCCAACCAAGAAUAUUGAUGAAGCGACCAAACGUAAAUACCAGUUUUGGGACACACAGCCUGUACCCAAGCUUAGUGAGGUUAUAACUUCGCAUGGUGCUAUUGAACCAGAUAAGGAUAACAUUCGCAUAGAGCCGUAUUCUUUACCGCACGGUUUCACUUGGGACACGUUGGAUCUGAGCAACACUGAAAUUUUAAAGGAGUUGUACAUGCUGCUAAAUGAAAAUUAUGUUGAAGAUGAUGAUAACAUGUUUAGAUUUGACUAUUCACCGGAAUUCCUUUUGUGGGCCCUUAGACCGCCAGGUUGGCUUCCGCAGUGGCACUGUGGUGUCAGGGUAUCAUCCAAUAGGAAACUGGUGGGGUUCAUCAGUGCCAUUCCGGCACACAUUCGGAUUUAUGAUAGUGACAAGAAAAUGGUAGAAAUUAAUUUUCUGUGUGUCCAUAAAAAACUACGAUCAAAGCGAGUAGCACCAGUCCUGAUCCGUGAAAUAACCAGAAGAGUAAACUUGGAAGGAAUUUUUCAGGCUGUUUACACUGCAGGAGUCGUCCUUCCCAAACCUGUAGCAACUUGCAGAUACUGGCAUCGAUCGCUGAAUCCCAGAAAAUUGGUAGAAGUGAAAUUUUCUCACUUGAGCAGAAAUAUGACAUUACAGAGAACAAUGAAGCUCUACAGACUUCCUGAUGCCACAAAAACUUCAGGCUUGAGACCUAUGGAACGAAAAGAUAUCAAAGCAGUGCAAGAGUUGAUUAACAAUUACUUGAAGCAAUUCAAUCUUGCUCCUGUUAUGGAUGAAGAAGAAGUGGCUCACUGGUUCCUGCCUCAGGAUCAUAUUAUUGACACGUUUGUGGUAGAGAAUUCAAAUGGUGUUUUAACUGACUUUCUGAGUUUCUAUACAUUACCUUCAACAGUCAUGCACCACCCUGCUCAUAAAAGCCUCAAAGCAGCCUAUUCCUUCUAUAAUGUUCACACGGAAACCCCUCUCUUGGAUCUAAUGAAUGAUGCACUGAUUAUAGCAAAGAUGCCCCAGAUGACUUUGGGGUUGCACGUGGCUUUUCCAAAUCAAAUCAAAGCUUUGUAUCUGGGCUACUUCGGUUACAAGAAAUGAAAAGUCAGUCAAAUAUGACUUCUACUGUAGGAAUGUAACAGAGAAAAAGGUUUGUCUGUAUUGUGUAUGCAUUGUGAUCGUUACACAAGGUUACUAAUGCUGUUAAGAUUUUCAGGUUCUAAGUUGUAAACAUACAGAAUACUGCGUUGGUUUGGCUGGCAUUUCUGAGCUUUCAUGUGCAUGCCAUUGCAAUCUAUAUGUUCCUGGAUUGUGUUGAUGCAAACUCAUUGCUAAAAAUAUAAAACAUUGUUGAUUUAUUGAGUUUGUUGUCUGGUAGAUACAGUAGUAUUAGUAUAAUGUUUGCAAUGUUCUUGAUUUUUGAUUGCAGUUAAUAUUACUCAUGCAGCUGCUUCAGCUUCUUUUCCUUUAAAGAUUACACCUUCUACAAACAGCCCAAAUGUCCAGCUAAGGAAAAGCAUGUUCAAUUGGCUGCUUUCAUUCCUUGCUAUAGGGUAUGAGGGGAAUAACUUUUCCUUUUUUCAAAAAGGCAUCCUUGUUUCAUUUUUCAUAGGUUAGAAGAAUCAGCAUGACACUUAACAGAAAUAGCAAUAGCAUUUAGACUUACAUACCAUUUCACAGUGCUUUAUAGCCCUCUCUAAGUGGUUUACAGAGUCAGCAUAUUGCCACCAACAAUCUGGGUCCUCAUUUUACCCACCUUGGAAGGAUGGAAGGCUGAGUCAACCUUGAGCCUGGUGAGAUUCGAACUGCCAAAUUGCAACCAGUCAGCAGACAUAGCCUGCGGUACUUCAUUCUAACCAUUGCACCAACACAGCUCUUAUAGCACUUAGACUUACCUAUACCACCCUGUAAUGCUUCACAUGAGUUUACAAAUGUUAGCAUAUUGUCCCCAACAAUCUGAGACCUCGUUUUAUUGACCGUGGAAGGGUGGCUGAGUCAACCUUGAGCUGGUCAGGAUUAAACUCUUGGCUAUGGGCAGAGUUAAUCUGCAAUGCUGCAUUCUAACACUGUAGCCUGUGGUUAAAAAACACACACUAGAGGAUUCAAUACAAUUCAAAGUAAAAUAGGGUAUAAUGUCCCCUUCCAGUUGUAUCUUUUUAUCCAUGUUAAUUCAUCUUAUUGAAACAAGAGUUCUAGGAAGAAGGACACAGCUAUGAUGUGUUCAAAGCAAUUUGUAGUGUAGUUAAUUAUAGAAGUACGUGCCUGUCAUGUAGAAUGCUUCAUAGAGUGCAGAGUUUCCUUUCUAAAUAAAAUCUUUUACCAACCCUUAUGAAAACCCAAUUAGAAAAUCAAUUUGUAA